AUGAAUGAAAAAGAAAAUGAAUAUGAUUCGCUAUACGAUGUAAUAUACGAUUAUGAUGUUAACGAAGAAUUCUCCAAGGGGAAGGACAACAACAUUCAAUCUGCAAAACCGGUGCUCUGUGACAUAAAAAGUAAGUUAACUUCUAAGGGAGAAAGCGAAAGCUUGGCGGAUGAACGUUCGGCAAGUUCCCACCCAAAUGACGCAACAAAUGAUGAAAACGCCUCACCAUUAUCGACGAUACGACUAAAAGAUGAAAAUGGCCAUUGCGCAAGGGGGGGUGAAAUGGAGAGCGAGCUAACACCUCAGAACACCCCAGACAGUGCUAAAAAGAGCGGAAUAAGUUCCAGUUACGUGGGCCAUUUUGAAAAAAGGGAAGAUCUGCCAUUCUUAAAAAGUAACACACAGCAUAAUGAUAGUGGAAACGCUGAGGGUAGCAAUUCCAAAGCGGUAGCAAGAGAGGAGGCCAAAAUUGUGAACCCCGAAAAAAGGGGAAACCAAUCCCCAGUUGGUUGUUCAUCAUCCGCUGAGGGAGGAGACGCCUCUGCAAAUAGCGCCUCUACAUAUGUAGUGCGAAUAACCAGCUGUGAAAACUGCACUAAAGAAAAGGACCGCCACAUGAGGAUAUUGUCAACCGACUGGCAGAGUACAUACAGCUCGCACGACGUCACUGUAGGCAAAAAUUAUAACAAUGUAGUGAACCGUAAAAACAGAUUAGGAGAAAGUGCCCCCAAGGAACAGGGAACCAGAGCGGAGCGUCCCCAGACCGAUGAGGCAAAACCCGGGGAAAUACAUCACAAUGACGACGUUAUGAUAAAAGAUCGGGGGGUAAAGGAAAAAUACCAAAAACUUAGAUUCGAAGAUGAUAUAUAUAAAGAAAAUGCAGAUGGAGAAGCUGAUGCAAGAAAUGAACAAGGCCCAAAUCAGGUAGAAACAAACAAAUUGGAAGAAACAGACAACCUGGAAGAAAAAAGUUCCAUUAGUAAAGACAACAAAAAUGUAGAACACAGUAAUGGUAAUAACACCUCGGAAGAAAAGAACAAAACGGAAAAAAAUGCCAAGAAAAACACAACAUCAGAAAAUGAUGGCAGAAGUACAUUCGAAUGUAACAUUUGUUUUGAUGAUGUCAGAGACCCGGUGGUAACGAAAUGUGGACAUCUGUUCUGCUGGUUAUGUCUCUCCGCUUGGAUUAAAAAAAAUAAUGACUGCCCUGUCUGCAAAGCUGAAGUUUCAAGGGAAAAUGUAAUACCUCUGUAUGGAAGGGGCAAAAAUAGCAGCGAACAUAAAUAUUCGAAUAUGGAAGAACCUAGACCCACUCCGAAAAGGAAAGAAAGUGUUAGGAGAAAUAAUGGCUAUUCUAACAAUUUAGGGUUAAGGGCUUCCUUUGGCGUUUGGGUGAACCCUUUUUCCUUUGGAAUGUCCUACACCAACAUGUCAGAAGAGCCCUACUUUUAUGAAAGCGGUGGUGGUGACAACAGAACCCAGGCAGAAACGUAUCAAGCGGAAGCUGCAUCUUCCUUUUUCUUUUUCCUGGGUUUUUUUCUGUCCCUCUAUAUUUUGUUCUACUCUUCCUAG
Molecule: messenger RNA, 1572 nt
Organism: Plasmodium inui San Antonio 1
Lineage: Eukaryota; Apicomplexa; Aconoidasida; Haemosporida; Plasmodiidae
Exons: 1
Coding region: 1-1572 (523 amino acids)
Biological process (GO): ubiquitin-dependent protein catabolic process
Cellular component (GO): endoplasmic reticulum
Molecular function (GO): ubiquitin protein ligase activity; metal ion binding; ubiquitin-like protein conjugating enzyme binding
Source: RefSeq, a predicted model, not a curated record